UUUGUUUUUACCUACGGCAUUGGCAGUAGAUUAUGGUAUUAUACAUAUUUUAUAUUUAUUUACAGAUUAUAAUAGGCGGUAGAGCAUAAUAUAAUAAAGUAAAAUACGGUGACCUCUUGUAAGUUGUAGUUAUAGACGAAUAGACGAUGAUAUUAUAAUAUAGUAUAGUGCAGUAGGUCAGUACAUUCUACGUGUAUGAGUGUGUUACAGACGAAGACAGAGUACGUCAAGCAGUAUUAAACAGAUUUUAUUGUUUUUCUCGUGGAAAUUUUAAAAUCUAAUAAAGGUAACAUGAAAAUGGCGUAAAAUGGAUUUAAAAUAGUCCCAAAUUAAUACGCAUCCAUAGUCAUUUACCUAGUGGAAAUUUGGUGAUCACUGAGAAAAUUAAAUGCAACAUGAAAGAACAAGCAAAAAUUUCGUCAAAAUUACCGGGUCAAAUCACAAAGUGAUUAUUUAAGUUUAUGUCAUAACAUAUCAUACUGAGUGAUUAUAUACGUUUUGUUUAAAAUAUUCCAAUUUGUACUUUUUUCCUCCGAGAUUUUUUUUUCUGUUCCCCUUUAUUACUAUGCAAUGGUUCCCCAAAACUGCGAGGAACGAGUUCCAAUAAGCGUCAACAUGAAAUAUGAGAAAAACAUUUUUCCAGCUGAAUGGGAAAGCGAUAGUGAUGAGUAUGAUGAAUUUGGUGAUAUUAUUAAACAAAAUUCAUAUAAUGUAAAACCAGAAGUAGAAGAUUUUCAAUUAACGUUGAUAAAUGCUUGUACAACAAACAAUGUACCAGAAAUCACCCGUGCUUUAAACUCGGGAACUGUUAAUAUUAACAGUUAUUUGAAUAAUAAUUGGACUGCUUUGAUGAAUGCAGCAUUUUAUGGAUCUUUAGAUGCUGUAAUAUAUCUUUUACAGAAUGGUGCUGAUCCAUUAAUGGAGUAUGACUGUCAUAAUGUUAUAAUGUGUGUAUGUAAUUGUUCUAGAAUUUCUGAUGAAUUGGACUUAUUAAAUUGUCUAAAGCAUUUAGAAAAUGUUGAUGGUAUUGAUAUUAACUCUAAAGAUAGGACAGGAUUGACAGCGCUCAUGUAUGCAUGCUCCAACGGUUGGUUAAAAUUAGUAGAAUUUUUAGUCGAUCAUGGUGCAGAUAUAGAGUUGAAAGAUAAUCAGUCUGGUGAGACGGCUUUGUUUUUUGCAGUACGUAACAACCAUGUUAAUAUUGUGAAAUUUCUAUUAUCAAAAGGAGCUGACAAAGAUGCCACCGACAAGAAAUGUCAGACAGUGAUUAGAAUAGCUGAAAAUAAAAACAUGGUUGAUAUUUUAAAUUUAUUGAAUAGCAAUUAUAAAAAUGCACAACUAGAAGUUUAUUAUUCAGGAGAAGAACAUCCUUACUGGGAUGAAGUUAUGACUGAAUUAGAAAAUGGUUUUAGUAAAGACAUUAAAUCAUUUUUAGAAGUCUUAUCCAUGGAUAUCUAUACAGACCAGCUAAUUUCCAAUAAUAUAACUUUUAAAAACUUACUUACUGGAAAUAAUGACCAAUUUUUUAAUAUGGGAAUCACCUUGUCACCACAUCGUAAGCUUUUGGCUACUGCGCUUAAAUGUUUUCAUUCAUGGAAUUGGUCUAAUUAUUCUUUAGAUGUUAAAAAAAAUGAUAUGAAUGUUGAAAGUAUUGCCCAGACAUUAGGGAUGAUAGUAAGACAAUUGCAUAUAUUAGAUGCUUCAAUAAAGUACUUAGGAAUUCAUAGUUAUGGUUUGGAUCAACAAAAAGGUCAAGAAGCCAUUAAUCAUUUGAAAAAAAUCAGAAUUUUGGAGAAUAAAAUAUUUAAAAUAUUAGAUCAAAAAAUAAGAAUAAGUCAAGUGGAUUAUACAGGAUAUAAAAAAAGGAAUCGAAAUAUAAAAAAAAACUUAGAUAAGUUGUUUGCUGGUACAGCUGUUAUUUUAUUAUUAUUACGCAUAUUUUAAAUUUUAUAUUUGAUCAAUUUAAGAAGUGUAAAAUAUUGUUGGUAUUGUAAAUUGUACUGCCUUUUCAUUCUUUUUUUUUUAAAUUUAUAAUAUAUAAAAUAAAAUUAUGUAUUUUAA
This is a messenger RNA of Rhopalosiphum padi (bird cherry-oat aphid), 2061 nucleotides long. Its product is annotated as ankyrin repeat, SAM and basic leucine zipper domain-containing protein 1-like. Gene Ontology annotation, molecular function: protein binding. The record is from RefSeq and is a predicted model, not a curated record. The transcript is spliced from 2 exons. The coding region runs from base 571 to 1944 and encodes 457 amino acids. Lineage: Eukaryota; Metazoa; Arthropoda; Insecta; Hemiptera; Aphididae. Gene Ontology annotation, cellular component: nucleus; cytoplasm.